AUGUUGUUCUUCAUUGUUUUCUCCCUUCUCUUUGCUGGUCUUCAAGGUAACAAGUGGUCUUGAAUUUCCAAUCUUUAUCUUAUUUCAGCAAACUUCCUCGAAGAUAUCGGUCAAUUCUUCAAGCCCGCUCAUCUCAGUGACAAAGAAUUGGCCACUCUGGGACUGAGCUUGUUCUCCGCUCAAUGGAAGGAGCAUGGCAAAGCGUUCUCUUCUGAUUUCCCUCAAGCAAAUGUUGUGACCAAGUUUAUUGAUCAAAUCUCAGCGCCUUUGCAAUUCGCCAGCUUUGUGGUUUGUCCUCAAUGCAACUCGCAUGUCGCUGAUAUUCAAAAGGCCAUCAAAGAGAACGAGGAUAUCCCCAGAUGGCUCGUUGAGAUUGCGGUAAGUAGAAGAUAAUAUGUUCUUACUAUUCAAUGAAGAAGUGUCGACAUCUCUUAACUAUAUAAGUUUCCUUGCAGCUCCCAUUGACAGUCUGUCCAGCUUUCUACGCCGUUGACGCGCAGCUUGUCCCAGUAUGUUUGAUUGCCGGAUUUGGCGGUGCUGUCUUUCUGACUCACGCCGAACCUUCAACUGUUUGCUCGGCUCUCCCUAUGUGUAGCAGAAGAAAAUGA
Molecule: messenger RNA, 608 nt
Organism: Bursaphelenchus xylophilus (pine wood nematode)
Lineage: Eukaryota; Metazoa; Nematoda; Chromadorea; Rhabditida; Aphelenchoididae
Source: the annotation of a GenBank genome assembly